ACCCGUUCAAACUGCCCGCGAUCCUAAACCCGCGACCAUCGAUUCCCGUGGUGUUUUUUCUCAGUGAAAAAGAAAAAAGAAAGAAUUGCAAGGGUAGAGGGGAGUGGUGAGAAGAAGGGGUACGCGGGGACAUGGCUCGAUCGUGGUGCGUUGUGAGGGAGUGCAACCAAGUCGUACAGUAACGAGCGAAACGCAGUCGGGUUUACCGAGAUUUUUUUUUUUCUUUUUACGUUUCCGAGGAGUAGCAUCUUGCGAGAUUUCUGUGCUUGGGAUUGGGACUACCCUGCGCCAUGAUUGCGCGUAGGUGUUCAACGUUAACGAUAGCCGUCUGUUUGAUCCUGUCGGUGAAAUUCGGCGCAAAGGCCGAGCGAUGGUCCCGACAGGUAUCUAACAGCGAAUGGAUUCCAUUGGCCAAUCCUAGGGCGACGCAAACUCAUAUAGAGCAGACGGCAAGCGGAAACACGCAGUUGCCUCAGCUUCCGCAGAUCAAUUUGCCGCCGGCGCUCCAACAACAGUACCAGGACCAAUUGCUUCAGCUUCAAAAGACUCAAGAGAACAUACAGAAAUUGCUGCUGUUGCAACAGCAGCUGAAGGCUCAGCAGCAACUCCUUCAAUCUCAGACGUUCGUGCCAAGCGGCUUCAGUAACGCGGAGGAGGACAAGGAAUUGCAUCAGGUUGGAGAAUUGGGCGGCUCACGGAUAGCUGAUCUCGCGACGGAGGAUCUGGUACCGCCGCUUCCGGCUUCAGAAGCCCUGCCGCCGGUGUUUCCGGCGCAGAACUUCCUACCGCAACGACCGCCCAGGCCGCCUCAACCGAAACCGGAGGAUUUUGCUAAUUUGCCGGGGCAAGAGUUUAAAGCCGGCCAGCUGUUGCAGCAUGGAAAUGUGGGACAGAUCGACGAACAUCAGAGACCGGGUGCGAAGCAGUUAAAGGAGAGUCAGAUACCGGUGGUUUCUCAGGACGGAGACGAUGGAGAAGAAGAGGUGCAAUUGGUGUACGUGCCAGCGGAAACGCUGGCGCAACGGGGUCACCCGAAGCGAGGCCGCGGUAGGAAAUAUCCUCAUCGUCAACAGCAAAUUCAACAGUCGCAAUACCACGAGAAUCAAGGCAUCGAUUUGCACGAACAGGACGCGUUCGCCCGUCAAAUUCUGCAACAGAUGCAGAUGGAGCGCGAGGAGAACGCGCAGUUCCUUAAAGAAGAGCGAAUAAAAGAGUUCGCUAGAUUGAACGAAGAGCAACGAGCGUUGGAGAGAAAGAAUCGACUGCAACAGGAAGCUCUGCAAAGGGAGCAAGAGUUGCAGAGGCAACGGGAAGCGGAGAAGAAGAGGAAAGAAUUAGAGAAGCUGGAAGAACUGGCUAAGCAACGAGAACUGGAAAGAAUUCGGGAGGCUAGAGAGAAACAGAGAUUGGAAGAGCUGGAGAGGCGAAGAUUGGCCGAGAUUCGGGCCAAAGAGGAGAAACGAAAAGCGGAGGAAGCCCGACAAAGAGAAGCCGAGAGACUGGCUAGUUUAGAGAGGCAGAAGGAGUUGGAGCUUCAGGCUUUGGAAAAACAAAGAGAAAACGAGGCCAGGUUGACUGGUCCCGAUAAUCAAGUUCAAGCUCAGGCUCUUCCCUUGAUUAGAGAACACCAACAGUUCCAUCGUCAACAUUUAACAGAGACUCCGAAACAGAAGAAGGUCAGAGGUCGGCAAAGACAACGACAGAAUCAGUAUCAAGAUCAACAAAACUACAGGGAAACGACUACUACUCCGUCCCCUAAUCAACCACCAUUGUCAGUCUACAUGGGUAGUUCCAGUUCGAGAACACCAAACGUUAAAGUAUCCGACGUGUUGAAGAUCUUGAAGGACGCGAAGACUAUAGCAGUUUUGGACACAGUUGGUCCUGACACACCUCAGGUAUUCGUGGGGCCAACCAGUCUCGAUCCGCCUUCCGGAUACGCGAAGUUCGACCUGCCUUAUUUGUCCUCCAUCGAUCACAACCGAGUGGAGAGGAAGGUUGACAAAUUGCCUUUCUUCGUGGCGCCGCUCAGCUUCGAUCCACCGGCGGGAUACUCGAAAAUCCCGUUCCCGGCACCUCAUAUAGGAUCAGUGGUGGUGAAUACCUUGGAUAACGAUCCUAAAGACAGCGACUACCCUAAUCCCAGUCCUACUCCUUUGAUAGAACCUAAUUCGUACUUGGACGGCUUGGAAAGCGGGUCUGAUUCCACUACCCCUUCGUAUGAACCCCAAACCACUGUGAGUUAUGCUCCCGAGUCACCGAGCACUCAGAAGUACGAACAAUCUUAUUCCGUGACACCGUCUGGGUAUGCCGGAGCCAGGUUCAGGUUCAAGCAGUAUUACAAUGACAAUAAACCAGCUUCCGUCGUUAGUACCUCGUAUUACGAGGAUCAGAGACCCGCCACGAGAAAGCAGAAAUUCUACGACGAUAAUUUUCCAAGAACCACAGAGAUCCCAAUUCAAAAUUCCAAGGACGUGAGUCAAAAGUUCGAAGACGUCGCAUACGUCACAACCGCUAAUUAUAAGGAAGAAACGAUCAGACCGCACGAUUCGUUUAAUCAGGAGUUGACUCAGCAAAGAGAGUCGCAAAGAUACGACACUGGUAGUCAAUAUGGUACUGCUGGUUACGAGGGUGAAAUCACUGUCACCGACGUUAACGACGUCAGAGCUCCUGUUGGGCCAACGCAGUACAGUUUGCCGGCAGAAUUGCCGGCGAUCUCGCCCCAGCUGCCUGGCCUGGUAAACUCGUUGCUUGACAAGAACGACGCGAAACAACAAAUAAGCACUACUACUCCAACUACUACUACUACUACUACCACUGCGAGUACGACGACUACGCAGAAGACGCCGACGACCACCUACAGGCCACGCAGUAGACAAAGAAUUAGAACGAGUUCCCAGAGACCAAGAACGACGACUCAGGCUCCGUCCACGAGAGCAAACGUGGACAGAAGCCGGAGACCGUACAACAGAUCCAGAUCUAGGUUCACGACCACUACGGAGGAGUACCGUGAAUCCAUUUACGAUCCGACUAAAUCUAAGAUUCCGGAAACCACUUUGAAAUACAACGCGGAACAUAGGAGAUCGAGCAGUAGAACGAACAAAUAUAGGAGCAGAGAUAAAACCAGUCAAUCUGAGCAGGUCCACGGUCAACAGAACACGCAGGCACAGCAGUACGAGACCGGAUCUCAGGUCGACAAUUCCCCAGGGUUCGUGCAGCCGAGUAGCCCGGAGUCGUCGAGCCUUCGUCAGCCGGAACACUUGAGCAGCUACGCCCCGGAGAAUUACCCGUCGACUACCGUCAGCACCACCGAGAGCUACCCGACGCUGCGUGACGUAACCGUGAACCACGGCACCGCUCUAGUUUCCGAGGAUUACUCGAGGAGCCAGAACUACCCGCAGACCGUACAAGAGUACAGGCCCACGUAUCACGAUCAGUCCACAGUAGAACAGGUCGGCCUUGAUAAGAGUCCGGUGAAUGGGUUUAAUUACCAAGCUCAAAGCGGGGAAUUGGAUCAGGGACUCCAGAGGCCGAAAGACUAUCAACUGGAUGGGAAAGUAGAAAACGGUGAAUUCGAAUUGCCUACGACGAUAGACCCGAAGUUUAGGACGACGGAGGAUCAACGUUACUCGACGAUGUACGAUGCAAAUGCGCCACAGCUACAGCCGGAGUAUACGUUGACUGGGCAGGAUAACUUGCAUCGGAUGGAGAGCCAGAAGAUUCAGUCUGGUGCCGAACAACCGAUAUUUAUUCCUCUCCCCGAAAAGCAAGAGGAGUUUGAAUUGCCGGCUACUACUGAGACUCCUCUGUCCGACAUAACACCAGAGACGACGCCAACGAGCACAACGCCCUUAAUAAUCCGACAGCGAGUUCGCGGACGCCUCGGCGGACCCCGAGUACAUCACGAAUCCUCAGUACAAACUCGAAAUCGAGGCUCUCAGGAUGAAUACGUCCGGUUCAACGCCGUGAACCAAGAUUCCACGCGAACUUCACCUAGCAGACAACGAGUCAGGUCCAGACCGCGUACACAAAGCCAUAGUUCGCAAGUUCAAACCGAUGGGAACGAUUAUAUAAAGUUCCACCCAGUUCAACAACAGCGACAAGCCACUACGACAACGACGACAACGACUACGGCGAGUCCGCCGGAAGAGGAUGCAGAUUAUGGGUUCAUAAGGGCACCGAACUUCCGGCCGUCGCAACAGGAUAACAGGUAUCCGGCACCUGUUACUUACCGGCCUCAACCACCAGAGCUGCCGCUGCAAUCACUGUUGCCGAGCGACGAGACCGCAGUAGAAUCGAGCGUCUCGCAAACACAAUUGUUGAAAAAUCGUCAGAAGUAUCAGCCGGCGCCCAACCGUCGGCUGCCGUCGCGACUGCCCGCGACCGCACCGGAAACCACCACGACAACCGAAAGAAUACCUGUUGCCACCGUGUAUCCCGAUGAUUCGGUAUACGUGAAACCAAAGACACAAACGGAUUCAAAGCAAACCAGGAUUCGAAGCAGAGUCCGUCGACCUAGUAGAAAACGCGUGAGCACGAGUACCACAGAAUCCGCGGUGGAUGCUCACAACGAACUGCCUUUAGACGAAAAUUAUCCACGAAUUCGUCCUCAACAAACGACUGAACAACAACAACAAUUGCAACAACAGCAAGCUUUAUAUGAAGAUAAUUAUGAGAGUACUGGAUUAAAUGGAGAAGGAACUCGCAACCAGGGACAUCAGAUCUACGAAACCUCCAGUCAGAACUAUCCAUCGGAGUUCGUGCUGAAUUUCGGCAACUACCCAGCGCCGAUCCAACGCGACGAGUAUGACGAAGCUCCUCUGGCUAGCGACUCAUCACGAAAGUACAGCCAAUCGUUCAAAUCCGAGGAGGAUCAUUCGACGACGGCGGACAUCUACGGCGCGGAAAGUCAGUGGUCUACGAAAUUAACGAGGACUUCGUUCCAGCCGAGUUUCGCGGUGAACCGAGUGGACGGUGUCAAGGAACAGAAAUGGCACCAAGAGGAGAAUAACGCGCCGGAAAUAAUCACCGCGGCGCCGGAGGUAUCGUCCGUUACACUGUUGGUCUCCUCGGACAAUAAGGCGAACGGAACUGGCAACGAAGACGAGGAUGAGAUGCUGAUGGGCACCACGAUAUUCGGCAGGAAGACGACUGUUCAAGAUCAUACAGAGAGAAUGAAUGCUAACAGUGCGACGACCGACGUACCGUUGGCCAAGAAUAGAAACGGAAGCGACCUGGACAUUGUACGGGAGUCUUGGCUGAUGGACAGGGAAAACACGGAGCAGAAUAUCGAUUUGAAAAAGAGUGACGGUGUUCAAAUUGCGAAGAAGAGUGGACGAAGGAGAAGAGUCCGCGUGCGAGUCAGACCAGCGGUCGACGAUUUCGUUACAGCAGAAUCCCAGCACUUCAACUCCGCCCUGAAUGGUCUGUUCCAAGACCAAUACAAAUACAACCCCGCGAGCGAGUCGAAGCAGCCGGUAGUCUCGUCGGAAAACUCUGUAUUGCAGAGCUUUCUGACCGAGAUACUGAAAAACGACGAGCCCGUGAAGACCACGACAACCGAAGCGCCGGAAACCACGUGGACCAUGCCCCCGGCAGUCACCACUCCUAUGACGGUUCCCGACGACGUCCCAGAGACAACAGAAAUUGAAACCACUGUCACACCGACUACUGAGAAAUUAGAAGAGAGCACUACUGGAUUUCCUUUCUUGGAUUUCUUUUCAAAACUGACUAAACCGGAAGAUGUUGCAAAGGCAAAUGAAAAUGAAAAUAAAGACCAAGAAAUGAAGGAAGAGAAGAUCGACUCUUGGGAGUCGACCAAGAAAUGGAAUCAGAAUACCUUGAAUUUCGGGUCUAUCUCUGAAAAGUACAUAAUCAAGGAUAAGAAAUUAAAUAAUGAUUCGAAAGCAGUGAAACAAAGUGACAAAGAAUCAAAGACAGAAGAGAAUGAAAUGGAAACAAGAAAUGAGACGAAACCGGAAUUUGGAAGGAACGAAGAAGAUCAUGCUCAUCCCAAGAACCAUAGAGCCAAAUGGAGCGAAGUGAGAUAUCCAUCCGCGUUCGACUCGCCAGCUGCCAGGUUCGAAUCGGUGAAAACGAAUAAGAAAUCGAGCCGAACGUCGAUUCCAGGACUGGUAACGAAAAGCGAAGGGGACACUAGUGUAAAGAGCUUGUCUGACUACGUCCAAGCGAUUUUCGACACCAUGAAGAGCGCCGAGGAAGAGGACACAACAACGGGAAACACGGAGAGUCCUGAACUUACUACGAUCAAUCCAGGUACUGAAUUACCAGUUCACGAUAGCACCGAAGUAGAAAAAUCAAGCGUCACUGAGAUAAGAACGACGACUGAGACGGUUCUCGAAGAGACCCGAACGACUGCAAACGACAAGGAAGCGACGCAGACGACAGAAUCGUCGACGAAUAUCGAUCUGGAGACCGCUACGACUUUAGGCGCGACCUCAGACACCGCGACGAGUCCGUCGGCUGAGAAUUCGGCCACGGAACCUCCGGCGACUUUCAAGCCGGACGGCAACGCGUCGAUAAACUCUACGGAUUCUAUGCUUGGAAAAGUUCUAAGGACGUCAACCACUACGAAGGUCUCGCAUAUGACGGAAAUCUGUUAUCGAGGUCGAUGCGUGAUGACCAGGCCCAACAGGGACGAUCAAUCCAGAUGAAAGAAUCAUAAAAGAGAUACGAACGUUCCUUGGGACGUGAAGAAUUGCAGGAAUUGUAUAUAAAGGGCCUCGUUAAUCGCGACCUUCGUACCGUGAUUUAUUUAUUGCAGUCAAAUUUUUCCUUUCAAAAUAACUUCUUUCAUAUCAUAAUACAAUACACUUCAAUCCAAUUUCAUUCUAAUAUUCAUUUAUAUCUAUGCUUGUUAAUUUGUAUACGCAUGUAAUUUCAUCAAUUAACAAGAAGAAAUAUAAGGGGGGCUGAAAUAAGAGCGUACUACCCUAGUCAGGGUGAUUCGAUAAGAAAAGUGAAGCAUCGUCGAAGACGAAUCGAUCGUACGUCGCGAUGCUUGUUUAAGGGAAGGGUGCCACAGGGGUACCCUCGACUCGGUUCGAAGCCGGAAACAGAGGCCCGGCUAAGCGUUGUCUUUAAGACAAAACAAAACGAUAGAUGGCUAAGUCUAUUUAACUUAAUUACUACCUGCCGGCUGCUGUAGGGUAUACGUGUAAGUUAAGCGUUUUAAGUAUUUUAAUAAAAACACGUCAAAGAAA
This is a messenger RNA of Ceratina calcarata, 7220 nucleotides long. RefSeq lists its product as uncharacterized. The transcript has 10 exons. Gene Ontology annotation, biological process: translation reinitiation; formation of cytoplasmic translation initiation complex. Bases 291 to 6671 code for a protein of 2126 amino acids. Gene Ontology annotation, molecular function: translation initiation factor activity; mRNA binding. The record is from RefSeq and is a predicted model, not a curated record. Gene Ontology annotation, cellular component: multi-eIF complex; eukaryotic translation initiation factor 3 complex, eIF3m; eukaryotic translation initiation factor 3 complex, eIF3e. Lineage: Eukaryota; Metazoa; Arthropoda; Insecta; Hymenoptera; Apidae.